ACGUCAAGUGCGCGCAUGCGUGGACCGAUCGGGUGACAAAGCAAGAUGGCGUCUGACGGAGAAGUCCUAAACGCGGGCAUUAUAUUUCUGUAUUCUUACAUAUAUGUUGUUUAAUAGAGUACACGCGGUUAUUAAUUGUUUGUAGCCGGAUACAUUAGUCUGAGCGCACUUUGACACUUCUCCGGUUGGCUAACUUCAUUUAAGUUAGUUUGCAGCUAGUUUAGCUGGCUAGUUAGCUUAGCUUGUUAGCUGCUAACAAAGAGACGCGGAAGUUAUUUAAACAUCGCUAAGUAGGGAACUAAUGUGAGUGUGAAGUGUUGUGAUUGUGUGAAAAUGUGCGAAAGAACGAUAGCAAAGUAUGAGGAGGAACUUUGGCCAACAAAAAAGGAGAUGGAGCGACAACAUCAACUAUUGGAUGUUUAUUAUAAGAAACAUCAUCAAGUUGUGUUACACAGAACAGACGUCUGUGAAGAACAACUUCUGCCUGAAAAACAGGAGUGUAGUUUCAAGAUGGUGAAAGAAGAUCCCUCAAAGAGGAAGACCAUGUGCCACGGACCCUCUGGCGUCUCCUUUUCCUCUUUGACACAAACCAUUUUCUGUAAAAAGAAAGAGGAAGACUCACUGACCCCCCACAUUAAAGAGGAAGAGGAGGAACACAGCAUCAGUCAGGAGGGAGAGCAUCUUGAAGGACUGGUGGAGUUCCCAGUGACUGGUGUCCCUGUGAAGAGUGAAGAUGAUGAGGUCAAAGGUGAAAGUGAGGAGAGGGGAGGGGCGGAGCCUCCAAGCAGCAGCUCAACACAACACAUGACAACAGAAGCUGAUGGAGACCACUGUGGAGGAUCACAAGCAGACAAGCUCUUAGCUCCACUAUCAGAUAGUGAGGACACAACGUCACACUCUCCUGACACUGAUGAUGAAGACUCUAAAGAUGAUAAGACAUGUCACACUGACAACACUCACUUCACAUGUUCUCACUGUGACAAAACCUUUAAAUACCAUUGUCAUCUGAAAGUACACAUGAGAACACACACUGGAGAAAAAUUUUUUAUCUGUUCGAUCUGUAGUAAAGGUUUUGUAGAAAGUCACAAUUUGAAAGUACACAUGAGAACACACACAGGAGAAAAACCUUUUUGUUGUUCAAUCUGUGGUAAAGGUUUUGCACAAAGUUCAUGUAUGGUAAAACACAGAAGAAGACACACUGGAGACAAAUCUUUUAUCUGUUCAAUAUGUGGUAAAGGUUUUGUUAUAAGUAACAAUUUGAAAGCGCACAUGAGAAUACACACCGUAGAAAAAGGUUUUAUUUGUUCAAUAUGUGGUAAAGGUUUUGUAGAAAGUCGCUAUUUGAAAGUACACAUGAGAACACAUACUGGUGAAAAACCUUUUAUCUGUUCAAUCUGUGGCUCAUCUUUUACAAGGAAGGACAUUUUGAAAGUCCACAUGAGAACACACACUGGUGAAAAACCUUUUUCCUGUUCAACUUGUGGUAAAGGUUUUAUACAAAGUCGUUGUUUGAAAAGACACAAAAGAACACACACUGGCGAAAAAUCACAUUCCUGUUCAAUCUGCAACAGAAGCUUUUGUGACCGAUCAAACCUUGUAGCACACAUGAGAACACACCCAGGAGAGAAAGUAUUAAGUUGCAGUGUGUGUGGUGAAAGAUUCUCUUCUAAGUACCAGUGUAAGAAACACAAGUGUGCUGGUGAGAACAGCAGCAGCAAAUGAAACUGCAGGAUUUGAAAUAAACUGUCAAGACUUUAAUUUUGACUUUCUAACAACAUCAGCACAUAUAACAUGUGUGACAUUGUUGUUUUUGUAACAAUCUUUUUAAAUGCUCCUACAAUUUAUAAAUUAGAUGUUUUAUAUUAGUGCUUUUUUCCAGUCGAGUACAUGCAUUAAUAUGCAACAUUGUGUACUUUUAUUAAAAAUUAAAUGGAAAAAUUUGACUGAAAAGGUGAGAGUAAACACUACAACACAUUUUACAAACAAUUUUUUUAUAUGUAUAUAUAUUCGCAAUACAAUUUUAGACUUAUUCAUAAUAGUGUUUUUUAUAGGUCUUUGACAUAUUGAAGCGUUAUAUAUAUUUAUUUCUAAUUGUUAAUGAUCCCAUAUAUUACCACCUUUAUAUGAUGUACAUAUAAUAUACAAUAUAGAAAAGUGCUAUACAAGUAUAACCCAUUUAUCAUGUAUUAUCAUUUAUUUGUACUAGUUCACAUCUGAAACAUUUUUUGGACCACUUUAGGAAGCAUAUUAUUAUUAACUUUAUACAUCAUGAACAGUUGUCUUUUAUACAUUUUAAAAUGUAUGACUUUAUGAAUCAUUUGUUGGGUUUCUACAAUCCAUUUAGUUAAUAAUCCUUAUUACUCUCUUUUAUAAUAUGAGGAUUGUGUUGUGAUUGUUUUAUAUGUAUGUCCCCAGACCUUUAUUCAAUAUGAAAGUGAAAGAAAAUGGUUCAAUUGUCUGUGGAAGGAUGUUUUUGUUUUUACAGAGUUACAAUUGUAGAUAAAUAAAUUAAAAAAUCACAUUGUUGGGUUUUAAA
Nerophis ophidion (straightnose pipefish) is the source of this 2536-nucleotide messenger RNA. RefSeq names its product zinc finger protein 614-like. Bases 334 to 1722 code for a protein of 462 amino acids. The transcript is spliced from 2 exons. NCBI's taxonomy places the organism in Eukaryota, Metazoa, Chordata, Actinopteri, Syngnathiformes, Syngnathidae. The record is from RefSeq and is a predicted model, not a curated record. Gene Ontology annotation, cellular component: nucleus.